UCUAAACCCUCGCUCAGACUCCAAUCUCUCCCUUUCUUCAUCGCAGAUCUACAUCUACCAAAUGGCUUUGCUUGUCGAGAAAACCGCCGCCGGCCGCGAGUACAAGGUCAAGGACAUGUCCCUCGCUGACUUUGGCCGCCUCGAGAUCGAGCUAGCCGAGGUCGAGAUGCCUGGGCUCAUGUCCUGCCGGACUGAGUAUGGCCCCUCUCAGCCAUUCAAGGGUGCCAAGAUCACCGGCUCCCUCCACAUGACAAUCCAGACCGCUGUCCUCAUCGAGACCCUAACCGCACUCGGCGCUGAAGUCCGUUGGUGCUCCUGCAACAUUUUCUCGACCCAGGACCAUGCCGCCGCCGCUAUUGCUCGUGACAGUGCUGCUGUGUUCGCCUGGAAGGGCGAGACUCUUCAGGAAUACUGGUGGUGUACAGAGCGUGCUCUUGAUUGGGGUCCUGGUGGUGGCCCUGACGUGAUUGUUGAUGAUGGGGGUGAUGCUACUCUCUUGAUUCAUGAGGGGGUUAAGGCCGAGGAGAUCUAUGAGAAGACAGGGACGCUUCCGGAUCCUGCAUCUACCGAUAAUGCAGAGUUUCAAAUCGUCUUGACUAUCAUCAGAGACGGACUCAAGACCGAUCCCAAGAGAUACCACAAGAUGAAGGAGAGAUUAGUUGGUGUUUCUGAGGAGACCACCACUGGAGUUAAGAGGCUGUACCAGAUGCAGAUCAAUGGGACUCUCUUGUUCCCGGCUAUCAAUGUCAACGACUCUGUCACCAAGAGCAAGUUUGAUAACUUGUACGGUUGCCGCCACUCUCUCCCUGAUGGUCUGAUGAGGGCUACUGAUGUCAUGAUUGCCGGCAAGGUUGGUGUUGUCUGUGGUUAUGGGGAUGUGGGCAAGGGCUGUGCUGCUGCUUUGAAGCAAGCUGGAGCUCGUGUGAUCGUGACCGAAAUAGACCCUAUUUGUGCGCUUCAGGCUCUGAUGGAGGGAUACCAAGUCUUGACCCUGGAGGAUGUUGUUUCUGAGGCUGAUAUCUUUGUCACCACCACCGGCAACAAGGACAUCAUCAUGGUUGACCACAUGAGGAAGAUGAAGAACAAUGCCAUUGUUUGCAACAUUGGUCACUUUGAUAAUGAGAUUGACAUGCUUGGACUUGAAACCUUCCCUGGUGUGAAGAGAAUCACCAUCAAGCCCCAAACUGAUAGGUGGGUCUUCCCUGACACCAACUCAGGCAUCAUUGUGUUGGCGGAAGGACGACUCAUGAACUUGGGUUGUGCCACUGGCCACCCUAGUUUUGUCAUGUCAUGCUCAUUCACAAACCAGGUGAUUGCACAGCUCGAGCUCUGGACAGAGAAGAGCACUGGAAAGUAUGAGAAGAAGGUGUAUGUUUUGCCUAAGCACCUUGAUGAGAAGGUGGCUGCUCUUCACCUUGGGAAGCUUGGGGCUAGGCUUACCAAGCUCAGCAAGGACCAGGCUGACUACAUUAGUGUUCCUGUUGAAGGUCCAUACAAGCCUGCGCACUACAGGUAUUGAGGGAUAAACUCUUGAGAGUUUGAGAAAAAGAAGACACCUGGACGGCUCGACUGUUUCUUCUACAAUAUGAAUGUUGAUUCGCAAUAGAAUGCUGGGAUUUGAGUUUUUGUAGGGCCUUUUUUUUUUAAAAUUUAUUUAUGUUUUGUUUUGGUUUGGAAGGUUUGGAGGGAAGGAAAUGAAUUCCGCCCCUGUUUUAAGGAGUUGGACCAAAAUGGCAUUGAAUAAGAUUUUGAAACCAUUCGGAGUCAUCUGAUAAAAUUGGAAUAAAAAGCCAUUGGAACGA
This is a messenger RNA of Tripterygium wilfordii, 1802 nucleotides long. Its product is annotated as adenosylhomocysteinase. The transcript has 2 exons. The record is from RefSeq and is a predicted model, not a curated record. Gene Ontology annotation, molecular function: adenosylhomocysteinase activity. Gene Ontology annotation, cellular component: cytosol. Gene Ontology annotation, biological process: L-methionine cycle. NCBI's taxonomy places the organism in Eukaryota, Viridiplantae, Streptophyta, Magnoliopsida, Celastrales, Celastraceae. The coding region runs from base 62 to 1519 and encodes 485 amino acids.